AUGUAAAAAAAAUAGUCUUAAGUAAUACCUACUGCUUUCGAAGAGCUUAGACAGUCUAUUUGUCUUACAAAUUCUAUAAUUUAAUAUAGAAAAAAGCUCGCAUCUAUUCUAGAUUCUAUAAAAUUGGAGUCAAUUGGUGGGCACAAUAAUCAUUUAUAACAUUAGCCUUGUUGUGAAUAAGAAAUAAAUUUUAACUAUGAUGAUGAUGAUGAAGAUCUAGAGGCUCAUUAGAUUUAAGCUACUAAAAAAUAACAGCCUCUUGUGAAUAAGAAAGAUUUGAUUUAAAAUUAAAUGAUGUAAAGAGAUGAGCACAAAGUUGAACUUAAAAUUCUUGUAAAACGUUAUGGCACAGAUAUUUAGAAUGGACAUAAAUAAUAAAAGGCUGAAUAACUCAAUAUAUAAUUAGGUGAUAAUAAACUAUCUGAAAAACCUAAAGAACCUCUAAUUUUUAAAUUUUUGAGAGAACUUAUUACCCCAUUUGCUAUUUUGCUUUGGAUUUCAUCAAUUGUUUGUUUUGUUGCUUAUAAAAUUAAACCUCAGAAUUCUCAAAAUCUUUAUUUUGGAAUUAUCUUAAUUUUUGUAGUUCUCAUUACAGCAUUUAUCACUUUCCAACAAAAUAAAAAAUCAGAAGCAAUAUUGGAUUCAUUUAAAAGCUUUUUACCUCAAAAGUGUGUGGUUAUAAGAGAUGGAAGUGAAACAUAAAUUAAUUCAUAAAAACUUGUACUCGGUGAUAUUGUUAAAAUUAAAGCAGGAGAAAAAAUUCCAGCUGAUAUUCGUUUAAUUAGAGUCAAUGAAAUGAAAGUAGACAAUUCUGCAUUAACUGGAGAAAGUGAAUCUUAAAUUAGAUCUACAUUUUGCAGUCACCCUGAAUCUCUUCUUGAAACCUCAAAUGUUGCUUUUUUUGGUACUUUGUGCAAGGAAGGAUAAGGUAUAGGUAUAGUAAUUUAAAUUGGAGACAAAACAACUCUAGGCGAAAUAGCAAGUAUGGCUUCAGCUGAGAAAAAAACUAAAACUCCACUUCGUAUUGAGUUAGAUAGACUCAUUCUUUUCAUGGUUUUUGUUGCUUUGUCUUUAGGCAUUUUAUUUUUCUUACUUUCUUACUUUCAUGCAGGUUACGAUGCUAUAACUUCUAUUGUUUAUGGGAUCGGUAUUUUAGUUGUCAAUGUUCCAGAAGGUUUGAUAUGUUGUAUUACCAUUUCUCUAGCAAUAACUGCGAAAUCUCUUCAUAGAAAGAAUGUCUUAGUUAAAAACUUAGAGUCAGUUGAAACACUAGGAUCUACUUCAUGUAUUUGUUCAGAUAAAACAGGCACAUUAACUUAAAAUGUUAUGACGGUAGAACAUAUUUGGAUAAGUGGAUAAGAAAUUAAGGCUACCAACAAAAAAUAUGUUGAAGAUGCUACUUUGCUAAAUUAUUAUGAAAAGGAUAUUGCCUUUAAAGAAUUACACCUCAACGCUAUUCUUAGCAGUGAAGCAAAAUUUGAUAUUAGCUAGAUAGAAGAUAAAAAAAAUAUUGAUUAUUUUAAGUGUCUUGUUAAUGGAGAUGCUACUGAAACUGGGUUGAUUAGAUUUUUUCAAUCUAUUGAAGAUAUUUAAAAAACUAGAGAUAAAUACAGAAUCGCUGAAAAUAAAGAGAAAAAUCUAACCAGAAUGCCUUUUAAUUCUACUGAGAAAUUCGCUCUUACUAUUGUUGAAAAUGUUUCUCCUACAAGCGAUUAUUGCAUAUAUGUAAAAGGUGCCCCUGAAAAAAUUUGGAAUUUCUGCUCAUAUAUUUAAAAUGGAAAUAAAGAAGAGAUUAUCAAUGAUCAGUGGGAUAUAAAUUUUGAGAGAAUUAACAAAAAAUUUGGUAAAAGUAGUGAAAGAGUGAUUGGAUUUGCUAAAUUGCUUCUCCAUAGAGAGCAAUAUCCUCUUAAAAAUUAUAAUUUUUAAGUUUAAAGCCCAAAAACGUUUAAUUUUCCACUAAGAGGUUAUGUUUUUACAGGUUUGAUAUCUUUAAUUGAUCCUCCUAAAAUCAGAGUCCCUAAUGCAAUCCUAGAAUGCAGAUCUGCUGGUAUAAAAGUUAUCAUGGUUACUGGUGAUUAACCAUCUACUGCUGCUUCAAUAGCUAAGCAAGUAAAUAUUAUUCCAAAUUUUAUCGAAACCACAGAAGAAAUGAUGAAUAGAUUAAGUAUUACUUGGGAAGAAGCAGUUGAAUAAUGUACUGCAAUUGUUAUUCAUGGAGAUAAAAUUGUGUAGUCAAUAUCUUUUGAAGAAUAGCAAGGCAUAGAAAAAUUUACAAGCCUAAGAGAAUGGAUUAAAAAACCAUACUGUGUAUUUGCAAGAACUACCCCUGCUCAAAAGCUUUAAAUAGUACAAGCAUGCUAAAAAGAAGGAUAAAUAGUAGCGGUAACAGGUGAUGGUGUUAAUGAUUCCCCAGCUAUUAAGUAAGGAAAUAUAGGUAUAUCAAUGAAUCUUACUGGAAGUGACGUUACAAAGGACGCUGCUGAUAUGAUUUUACUUGAUGAUGAUUUUGCAUCUAUUGUUGCAGGCAUAGAAGAAGGAAGGAAGAUUUUUGAUAAUUUAAAAAAGACUUUUGUUUAUCUUUUAUGUUCAAAUAUUCCUGAAAUUCUUCCUUUUUUAGCAUUCAUCAUUUUCAGUAUUCCUCUUCCUUUGAGUAAUAUUUACAUGCUUUGUAUUUGUGUUGGUACUGAUAUCUAUCCAGCUAUAUCUUUAGGUUAUGAAGAGGCAGAAGUAGAUAUUAUGACGAGAAGACCGCGUUAAAAAAAUGAUCAUUUGGUAUCUCUUAAAUUGAUGACUCAUUCUUAUGGAUUAAUGGGCAUUAUGUCAAUGUCAUGUGGUUUUAUUGCAUAUUUUAUCAGUUUAAAUUAUUUUGGUUUCAAAACUCUUGAAUUAUUCGGAAUGGCUACUUAUUCCGCAUACAAACCUCCAGCUCACCUUUUUACAAUAGAUCCAAAAAUUGCAUAAUUUUCAUAAUAUUAACAAUAUGGGGUGAUGUACAACUCUAAUGUAAUGCUUGGAAGUAAAACAUGUGAUGAAGAUUUAUACAUUUUAAAAUAAAACUAUAAAGAUUUUUUAUGGAUCAUCGAUUGGACUCAGAUAUAAAAUGGAUAGUAUGAUUUAAGGAAAGCAUUUAUAGAAUGCAAAAAUGGUAAAUGGUAGAGUAAAGUUGGUGGUUGGUCUGACUGCAAUAUCAACAGCAGUUAUACAUAUUCUGAUUUUGUAUAAAACACGGCUUGCUAUUCAACAGAUGCUUUGAAGUAUGCUUAAUCAAGCUUCUUCUGUUGCAUUGUUAUUUUCUAAUGGAGCAACAUUUUUGCAUGUAAGGCUAGAAAAUCUUCAUUUUGUACUUCACCCUUUAACAUCAAAAUGAUAUAAGGCAUAUUUUUCGAAACUUGUUUGGCAGCAUUUUUAGUAUUAACCCCAGGAGUCAAUACUAUUUUUGGAGGCCGCCCUAUAGAGUUCUGGUAGUUUGGGGUUUCUGGAGUUCCAUUUUCUAUAAUGGUACUAGCGUGGAAUGAGGUAAGAAAAUAUCUCAUCAGAAAAUAUAGAUGGUUCUUAAAAUAUUCUUAUUGGUGA
Molecule: messenger RNA, 3573 nt
Organism: Tetrahymena thermophila SB210
Lineage: Eukaryota; Ciliophora; Oligohymenophorea; Hymenostomatida; Tetrahymenidae
Product: Na,H/K antiporter P-type ATPase, alpha subunit family protein
Exons: 6
Biological process (GO): proton transmembrane transport; potassium ion import across plasma membrane; intracellular potassium ion homeostasis
Cellular component (GO): membrane
Molecular function (GO): ATP hydrolysis activity; P-type sodium:potassium-exchanging transporter activity; ATP binding
Source: RefSeq, a predicted model, not a curated record